AUGGAUUCGGCUCCCCGUCCCAACGCCCUCAAGUCGAUGGGCCAUAGGCUGUCACUGACCAAACUAAGAAGAGCGUUGAGUGGCAGGAAAAAGAAGCUUCAGGAGAUCCAGGAACCCGACGAACCCUACCAGACAACACCAACAACAACCAAACCAGAGGAGGGGCAAGAAGAAGAAGAAGAAGACGACGACGACGAUAUGAACGAAGGAAACACUGUCAUCGGCCUGCUGGGUGGAGGGCAGUUGGGCCGCAUGCUUUGUGAGGCCGCGAACCCCCUGGGAAUCGACAUUGCCAUUUUGGACGAACACAAUGCGCCGGCCAAGCAGGCGCACAACACCAACCGCCACGUUGUUGGCUCUUUCAAGGACCCCGGGUGCAUCAAAGAGCUCGCUGCCCGCUCUGACUAUCUCUCAGUUGAGAUUGAGCACGUCGACACCGAGGUGCUCGAGGACAUUGAGAAGAAUGGCGUCCCCGUUGAGAUCAACGGUGAGGUUGUUACUCACAGACCACCAAUUCACCCAUCAUGGAGAACUCUCCGUCUCAUCCAGGACAAGUAUCUCCAAAAGGAGCACUUCAAGUCCAGCGGCAAGACGAUCCCUAUUGCUGAGCAAAUAGCCAUCGAGUCUGGCGAUGCCGCCCUUGACUCGCUCAAAAAGGCUGGCAAGCAGUUUGGUUUCCCAUUCAUGCUCAAGGCUCGCAAGGGGAGUUAUGAUGGAAGAGGAAACUUCAAGGUCGACAGCGAGGAUGAUUUUGCGGAAGCGAUCAAGGCUCUGGGAACACUGCCUCUUUAUGCCGAGAAGUGGGCUCCCUUCGUCAAGGAGCUCGCUGUUAUGGUCAUCAGGACAGAGGACAGCGACGGCAAGCUCAAGAACUGUGUCGCCUACCCGGCAGUUGAGACCAUUCACGAGGAUAGCAUUUGCACCAAGGUGUUCAUGCCCCCAAGAGACGUCUCUGAGGAUAUCUGUGAGAAGGCGAGGAAACUUGCUACCGAGGUUAUCAGCACAUUGUGGGGGAGGGGUGUCUUUGCCGUAGAGAUGUUCCUCCUCGAGGAUGCUUCUCUCAUGAUCAACGAGGUUGCUCCUCGCCCUCACAACUCUGGCCACUACACUAUCGAGGCAGUCCCUUACAUGUCCCAGUACAAGGCUCAGCUCCACGCUGUUCUUGAUCUCCCGGUCCCGGACAAGCUCAUCCCCAGAGUCCAGUCCUCCAUCAUGCUGAACAUUCUCGGUGGAGCCAAGCCAGACUCUCACCACCACCUCUCCGGUCUGGCGCGGAGCACAUACGACGACGACAUGGACGUCUAUCUCCACCUAUACAACAAGGAGUCCAAGCCUAGUCGUAAGAUCGGUCACAUCACCCUCACCGGAUUCUGCUCAGUCCAGGAGCUCGAGGCCAAGGCGAAGCCCUUUAUCGAUCUCGUCGACCAAAUCAGACUUGACCGCCUCGAGGCCACCUCGGAAACUCUCCGUCCUACCCAGGAGACUAACGGCUCGGCCAAGCCUGCGGAAAAAGCCCCCGUAGAACCUGCUACCGAUAACCACGUUGAGGCCCAAGAGCUGUCUGCUGAGGCAGCCUCCAGUGACAAGCCCCUGGUCCUGGUAACAAUGGGCUCCGACUCUGACCUCCCCGUCCUCAAAGCUGGCUUGGACAUCCUGAAGGAGUUCAACGUCCCCUAUGCUCUGGAUAUCACCUCGGCCCACCGCACACCAAAGUACAUGAUGAAGGUGGCCGACGAGGCGGCUGGCAAGGGCAUCAAGGUGAUUAUCGCUGCUGCCGGUGGAGCGGCUCACUUGCCGGGUAUGAUCUCUUCUGAGACGCCGCUGCCGGUGAUUGGUGUGCCGGUCAAGGCUACGCACUUGGAUGGGAUUGAUAGUUUGUUGAGUAUUGUGCAGAUGCCGAGAGGCGUCCCUACUGCUACGGUGGGUAUCAACAACUCGACUAAUGCUGCGCUGUUGGCGAUCAGGAUCUUGGGGGCGUUUGUGCCAGAGUAUCAGCAGGCUAUGAAGAAAUAUCAGGUUGAUAUGGAGGAGGCGGUGAUUGUGAAGGGGACUAAGUUGAGGGAGGGGGGGGAUGCGGCUUAUCUGGCGGGGAUGAAGAAAUAG
This is a messenger RNA of Podospora anserina S mat+, 2103 nucleotides long. RefSeq lists its product as uncharacterized. Gene Ontology annotation, biological process: 'de novo' IMP biosynthetic process. The transcript has 3 exons. Bases 1 to 2103 code for a protein of 700 amino acids. NCBI's taxonomy places the organism in Eukaryota, Fungi, Ascomycota, Sordariomycetes, Sordariales, Podosporaceae. The record is from RefSeq and is a predicted model, not a curated record. Gene Ontology annotation, molecular function: phosphoribosylaminoimidazole carboxylase activity; ATP binding; metal ion binding.